GUAUUAUUGCGUGGAUAGAGUUUCAAAUACAUGGGAAAUGUACGAUCAUUAUGUCCUUUUCUUAUAACUUUAAGUGUUCAAAUUUGACAAGGAAAUUUCUUUGUCAUAAACCAGAAAAGCAGUGGUUGAAUUAAAAAUAAGAGCCCUUUUCUGGUUUUACUUCACUAUAAAAUGGAUUAAAAGAAAAGAGUUGCUACCAAUGAGAGGAAAUCAAGAGGCUAAAAAGUUGCUAUGGCAUCGACACUGUCAAUUUUGGCUACUUUCACUAUUAUCCGCAGCACAUUCAACGACUUCGUCCCCAAGGAAAUAAGAGACUAUUUGUGGAGUUUCAUCCGCCGUUUCUCAUCGGAAUUCACCUUGGUUAUCGAAGAAUCACAUGAUGGAUCAAGCAACCAUAUUUUCCAGGCUACCAUGGAAUACCUUGGCAGCCAUGUACUGUCUGCUUCAGCUGCCGAAGGUUCCCCGAAGCGGCUCACCGUAGGCAAGAGCGAGAAAGUAAGGAAGUUCACGUUCGGCCUGGAUAGACACUCGGAGAUCGUGGAUAUAUUCCAUGGUGUUCCCUUGAAGUGGAAGUACAACGCUGAUGUCAACACGAAUACUAAUAAUCAACAAAAAUCUGAAUCGAGGUGGUACGAGCUUAGUUUUCAGAAGAAUCAUGUUGAGAUGGUAAAGAGCAAGUAUAUUCCUCACAUCAUCAACACGGCCAAGAAACUGAAAGACCGGAAUCGGAUAGUGAAGUUUCACACUGUGAGGCGUGAAAGGUGGAGCUCAAGUGCUGUCAAUCUAGACCAUCCUAUGACAUUUGAUACAUUAGCCUUGGAUGGUGACCUCAAAAAGACUAUUAUGGAGGAUCUUGACAGCUUUAUUAAUGGCAAGGAGUACUAUAAGAAAAUUGGGAAAGUGUGGAAGCGUGGUUACUUGCUAUAUGGUCCCCCUGGAACAGGCAAAUCAAGUUUGAUUGCAGCCAUGGCAAAUCAUCUCAACUUUGAUAUUUACAACUUGAACUUAUCAGCAGUCAACUCGGACUCCUCUCUUGAGUACUUAUUGCUUCAUGUGUCGAAUCGUUCCAUUCUUGUGAUCGAAGAUAUUGAUUGUACAGUCAAAUUACAGAACAGAGAUGCAGGGGACACAACCGCGAGUUAUCCGCAUGUCCAGGUGACACUUUCUGGACUUCUGAACGCCAUCGACGGCCUAUUGUCAUGCUGCGGAGACGAGAGGAUCAUUGUUUUCACCACCAACUACAAGGAUAAAAUCGAUCCUGCGCUGUUGCGAGCCGGUCGCAUGGACAAGCACAUAUGCUUGUCUUACAGCACCGCCUCUACCUUCAAGCAACUCGCGGCCAACUAUCUCGGCAUUUCGAACCACAAUCUCUUCUCUCGUAUAGAAAAGAUUAUAGAAGAGAUCAAUGUUUCCCCAGCUGAAGUUGCCGGUGAACUAAUGAAGUCCAAAGAUCCCAAAACUUGUCUGGAGGGCCUUAUUGAGCUCCUGGAAAGCAAGGCAUCGGAGGCGACUUCAAAACCUGAAGAAGGAAAAGGCGGUAACAAUACAAAGCAGGAGAAAGGAUGUAAAAGCAAAGGUUCCAAUACCACAAACAGUGACUCUCCAGACCAUAAUGCCAUUACGUUUCUCACCGUGGGUCCUGAUCCAAUGAUAGUGAGAGAAUAUACAGUAAAAGCGGAGCUAGCACCAAUCCUUAAAGCGGUUCUGUUGAAACACGGGGACAUUGUUACCGACUGCUCAUUGAACUCAACGCAGUGCCGUUCGUCUCUCCUGGAGAUCGCCUGUGGGAUCAUCCAGAAACUACAAGCAGCGAAAUUGGAAGAUUUAACAGAACCUGAGCUCCGCUCCAUGCUUGCAAGUGUUUCAGAUUUGGAAUCGUUGAAGUUGCGAGUUAGUUGGCUCCGUAAGAGACUGGAUCAAAUUAUUGAGGCACUGCAACUAGUGAAGCAAUGUUCCGCCCUAGAGGAAGACAAGAGAAAAAUUGUUCAAGAAAUCGAGGAGAUGCAGAAAGAGCUUGGAAGUUGCCGCAUGGAAACACUAGAAAAGGAAAAGAAAACCCUCCGAAUCCAGGAAAUGGAGGCUGUGAUCGGAACUAUUUCGGAAUCCAUCUCUAGCAAUGAGGCAAGAUUGAGUUGUUUCUAUGAGAGGUCUUUGGUGGAUGGGCUACUUUGUCUUUGACCCCCCAACUGUUACGAACUAUCACCACUCAACUGGACCAGGCUGCGUCGGGUGAGCAUCGUGAGCACAAGAUUGAUAUUGUUUUCUUUGAGCUGAACGGGCUGAACCCAAGACCUCUUCGUACAAGAGUUCACUUUGGAAUUCUAGUAACUCACCAACCUACCAACUUUUUUUUAUUUAUUUAUAAUAAUUUUAUAAUAUUUACAAUAACAAUUUACUACCUUUAAUCUUAA
Gossypium raimondii (Peruvian cotton) is the source of this 2411-nucleotide messenger RNA. Its product is annotated as AAA-ATPase At3g50940. The coding region runs from base 232 to 2178 and encodes 648 amino acids. NCBI's taxonomy places the organism in Eukaryota, Viridiplantae, Streptophyta, Magnoliopsida, Malvales, Malvaceae. The transcript is spliced from 3 exons. The record is from RefSeq and is a predicted model, not a curated record. Gene Ontology annotation, molecular function: ATP binding; ATP hydrolysis activity.